AUGGACAGCCUAGAUGCGAACUAUUUUGCAGUGCAGCGACGCGGCUUGACGCUGAUUGGCUUCGAUGUAAGCCAAAUGCAAUUGAAAGUGCGUUAUCCGGCGUGGGUAGCGCUGCUUAUACUUGCGGCUGUGUCACACAAUUGGCCAAUGCUGGUGAAGGCGCUGGUGAGUGCGGAGAGCAUGCUGCGCUUUCUGGACGGCAUGGCGAUCUUUAAUCAAGGCACGCUGGCUACAGUGAAGCUUGUGGUGUGCGUGUAUAAGCGACAGCGACUGAGCGCAUUGCUGCAGCGUUUGCAUGCAGCGCAUUUGCAGCAACCAGCGAGAGUUAAUCGCAGUGAGCUGCAUCGACUGGAUCGACGCAUAAGUUUGCUAUAUAGAAAUGCAGUUUAUGCUACUAUACUAAGCUGCGCUGUUAUGCCCAUAGUGCCAAUGGCUUGGGCACGCUGGCAAGGCACUGCUUACGAGCCGCUGACGCCGCUGGACUUUGACUUCUGGCUGGACAUGCACAGGCCGCGCUACUACUGGCCCGUCUAUGUUUGGGGCGUGUGUGGCACCAGCAGCGUCGCGCUGACUGUCAUAGCGCUGGACUCGCUGUUCAGUUGGCUGCUGCUUAGCAGCGUGGCGCAGUUUGCUGCGCUCAAGCUCAAGCUGCGUACGCUGCAGUGCAACUUUUCGCAGCUGCCACGCUGCGUGGCAAUGCACAAAGCUUGCCAAAACAAUUGCGACGAGCUGAACGACAUUUAUGCUGAAAUUCUGUUGGUGCAAUAUACGCUGAGCUUCAUACAGCUCUGCUGUGCGCUCUAUCGCUUUAAUAACGCCGGCUGGAGCUCGGAUCUGCCGUUCCGCAUUUGCUUUUUGGUUGUGGUGUUCGCUCAAGUCUGCGCUUAUUGCUUGGCUGGCGACUAUUUGAAGCAGGAGAGCGCCAGUGUCGCCACAGUCAUCUACGAGUGCUUUGACUGGUCCACACUGCCGCCAGGCAGACGACGCUUGCUCGCACUAAUGAUGCUGCGCGCACAGCAGCCCGUGCAGCUCUCCGGCUACUUGUUCAACAUUGAUAGGCCGCUGCUGCUUUGGGUAAGUCUCAGCUUUGAGCAAAGCGUUUGAGCUUGGGUAGGCAAGCAAAAAAUGCUUUAGUCAAAGCAGCUGCAAAAAAAGGAGCAAACUUUGCUGGCAUUCGCACAAUUUUAAUUGAAAUUUCAACUCAAGCAUUUGCUGGCAAACUAACAAAAUUAACAAAUGCUUAUCCAACUGUAAAAUAUUCAACGCUCUGCAGCAGCGAAAAAUACAAUAAAUCCACUUUUCAAAUCAAGUAAGCGGCUUAAAAUAUUUCAAUGUUUUAGCUUCAAUCAAAGUCAACUUUUAUUUUAUGAAAACUAAAAUUCAAUCAUAUCGCAGCCAUCUAACAACUUUAACAACUAACAAAUGCUUUUCAAACUGUAAAAUAUUCAACGCUCUCUUAUUAAAUGCAGCAGUGAAAAAUGCAAUUUUAAAAACGCAUAAAUCCACUUUUCAAAUUGAGUACUGAAGACAACGAGCUCGUUUCUGGCCAUGCUGCGCACCCUCGACCGUUAGCCAUGUGGCUAAAACUAAUUACAGUUAGACGUAACACGCUUUAGUUCGUCGGUUAAGUCGAAUAAUGCACUAAUUUGUUGAAAUUACGCACGAAGUUUAUGCAACAGCCAUGUGUGGCAACAUAAACAUGUAGUUUGCUGCAUUUGGAUGCUAUGACUGUCUCGUUUGUUAUGCUUACGAGGGGGUGGGAGCGGAGCGGGGCUGUGGCAGCGGUAAACAAAUGGAAAACGCAAAGUCUUUAUUGCCAAGCAGAGCAACGAGGCAAAUUGAAAUUCAUGAGGUAUUCCAUAAAAUACAUAGGCAAACGUGUGCGCUCUCGCUGGCUGCGGUAUUUGUUAAACUAGAAAGUAUGCAGGAGCAGCAGGAGCAGCAGCAAACUACAAAUAUAACAAGCACAACAGCGCCUCAGACCAUUGGCUGCCUAUGGGGCAACAGCUGUAGUUUAUGCUAAGGAUGAGCGCAAGGAUUUUGCUGCUGACGCAGCUGAGUUCAGGUAACGGUUUAUGGCAUGCGGCUGGUAUUUUUUACUUCAACAUUGUUGUUGCUGUUGCUGCUGUAGACGAAAAUUUUUUACGUGUUGCGGAAUGUGUGCAAGUUACGAACUGUGCUGAGAUUUGGCUAAAGCAACAACAACAACUGUUGCUAACUUCAAGACAAGUUGACUGUAUGCUUGGAAUUUUAUUAUUAAAUUGCUCAAAUUUGCGCAUGUUGUUGCUGUUGCUGUUGUUGCCACGCAUACAAUGACAGCUUAUGCAGUAUAUAGUAUAGCAGUUAUAUAAUAAAUGACAAGCAGCUUUUUGCGUUUUGUUUCAGUUGAUUAACGAGCUUUUGUUGCAGGUGCAAAAACGCACAUAAAAUAAAUGACAACAUAUUAAUAUAGCCAGCUGACCAGGCAACAGUUUGCUACAAAUUUAUAGCAUAGUCCAUGUAUAUUAAACUACAGUAAGCACUCACUUACAACAAAAAAAAAUAUGUAUAGCUAGCGCAUAUAUUUAAACUUUUAAAAGCUUGUAAAUGGCAGCUACAAGCACUCGCUCAUAUAAACUUUUUUUUUGUGUGUAUAUUUUUUUGUAUUUUUGCGGUUCGUUGAGCACAUAAUAAUUCCAUCAACAGCAACAAAAGCCAACAACAAAAGGUGCUGCUGCCUGCUGCCUGCUGCCCAAAACGUUUAGCACUGGCUGCUGCACAGAUAACACAGCAACAGGAACAACCAGAGUCAGCUUUUGCCCGACGGCACUUAGUCAACUUCGCUCUCUCUCUCUCUCUAUGUAUGUGUGGUCAGCAUUAAAACAGACAACAUGGCGUAUGAAUAACGUGAAUAUUGCCCAGCUGCCGAUAAGGUUAGCAUUUGUUGCAGCUGCAAUUUUUUGCAUGCAUUAUGCUGCUGCUGGUUGGG
Messenger RNA from Drosophila busckii, 2968 nucleotides. It is a transcript of the gene Or45a, whose product is annotated as odorant receptor 45a. Gene Ontology annotation, cellular component: plasma membrane. NCBI's taxonomy places the organism in Eukaryota, Metazoa, Arthropoda, Insecta, Diptera, Drosophilidae. Gene Ontology annotation, biological process: detection of chemical stimulus involved in sensory perception of smell; sensory perception of smell. The record is from RefSeq and is a predicted model, not a curated record. The transcript is spliced from 2 exons. Gene Ontology annotation, molecular function: olfactory receptor activity; odorant binding. Bases 1 to 1104 code for a protein of 367 amino acids.